Messenger RNA from Spizellomyces punctatus DAOM BR117, 1041 nucleotides. RefSeq lists its product as uncharacterized. The record is from RefSeq and is a predicted model, not a curated record. Lineage: Eukaryota; Fungi; Chytridiomycota; Chytridiomycetes; Spizellomycetales; Spizellomycetaceae. The transcript has 4 exons. Gene Ontology annotation, molecular function: zinc ion binding; nucleic acid binding. The coding region runs from base 1 to 1041 and encodes 346 amino acids.
AUGAUCACUUCGAAUUCCGCUCCACUAGCGGAUCCAUACCUUCCUCUCCCCAUGCAUCUCCCACCGCCCGGUUUGCACCAAAUGCCCGUUGUUGCUGCGGCAGCGGACUCAACCUACGACGGCGUCCUCCAUUCGGAGGAUCCCCUCCUCAACCCCUCCAAGCAACAAUAUCCCCGCUUUUCCAAUCAGCAUCUCGCCACGCACCAACAACCACAGGCGCAGCAGUUGCCCCAUUUCUCAGCUGCGGAGAGCGUGCUCAGGUUUUUGGCAGCGACAGAGUCGAGUCAGGCGGAAAGUAUUCUAGCCGGUGGCGAAUUGGAUUCUUUUUUGGAUGAGGAAGCAGUGUACAGAACGAGUGCAGCAUUGAGGGAUGAUGAUAUGUUGGAGAGCCGGUUGACGGCCAAGUUUGCGGAAUUGGGUUUGGAAAGGGCCGUUUCAUUUGGAAGGGAUCGGAAUGGAUUUCAGCAAUCAAAUGGAUUCGGCAACUACUCAUCCGACGCACACCUAAAUGACACUACCGCCUCCGUCGUCCGCCCCUUCCUCUACGACGCAUUUUCCUCCAAAUACGGAGACGAUGACUACCGACCUCCCACAUCUAUGCAACCAAACUACAAGUCCUUCCGUCCCGGUGGUGCAAACCCGCCCAGGUAUAGAGAAGAGGACGACCAGGGAUUUAGACCUUACACGGCUGUUCCGCCGCCAGGCUACAUUUGCAAAUUAUGCUUUGUAGAAGGCCAUUGGCUCAAAAACUGCACAAUGUACCGCGAACGCCGACGUGAUAAUCUCUUUAUGCCCGCACCAACGACCAAACCCCGCACGCAACCCGCUCCUCUCCGCCCACCCCCUAAAACAACCAUCCCACCCGAUGGAUACGUGUGUCGCAAGUGCCAUACACCCGGGCAUUGGAUUCAACAGUGUUCGGCGCCACAUAGACAUUCCGUGCCGCCUGAGGGGUAUACGUGCAAGGUCAUUGGAUCCAUCAAUGUCCACAGCGACUCCCGAGAGCUUUCUGAUAUGGUCCUCUCGUACCGUCGCCUCUGA